UCAAUGUAUAAAUAUACAGAUACGCGAAGCGUGCGGCGUCAUUUGUAUUACAAAUAUAGAUGUCGCGAAUUCGCGAACAGUAACCGCAGCGUCUUAAGGAUUUUUCUAAAACUCACGUAAGAACGACGCAAUAUUACAGCCACCUGCAACCAUGGCAGCCACCAAAUUGUCGAUCAUUAUCUUCGGACUAGCGAUUUGGACCCGAUUCACAUUCCUGCAGAUUUCGGCAGCAGAUGCAACUUCCUACAUAGGUGCAGUGGCCGAAUACUACCCAACACGUACGGGCAGAGACGGUCAAAUAAACACUCUCGCUAACGCUGAGAAUAUCGUCACCAUAGUAAAGAAAGCGUCGGAAUACCAUGCAGAUAUUAUCGUAUUUCCAGAAAACGGUCUGGCACCAGGUCUCCCAAAUUAUCAAACAAACAGGACUCAUUUCCUUUCAUACAGUAGCACCAUACCCGAUGCGAACACAGACACACCUUGCACCAACGAUUCGACUCUUGUGUCACCGGCUAUACGGUUGAUGUCUUGCACUGCGAGGUCUCAAAGCAUGUACCUUAUGGUAAAUGUGGUGGAAAUGGAAGACUGCACUGCCACGGGAACAAAAUUCCGACCCUGCCCCAACGACGGUUACUUCUUCUACAAUACAAAUGUAGCAUUCAAUCGAAAUGGUACUAUCGUAUCAAGGUACAGGAAAUUCAACCUCUUUGGUGAAGCUGGUUUGAACGUAACUUCUACUCCUGACAUAUCCACCUUUACAACUGACUUUGGCGUUACAUUUGGUCAUUUUAUUUGCUUUGACAUCCUCUUCAAAACUCCAACAUUGUCUCUUAUCAACCAUUACAACAUUACGGAUAUUCUAUAUCCAACGCACUGGUUCUCUGAGUUGCCCUAUUUGACUGCUGUCCAGGCACAGUCAGCCUGGUCUUAUUCCAAUGAUGUUAAUUUACUGGCGUCGAGCUACAAUAAUCCAGCUACGGGCAGCGGAGGCAGUGGUAUAUUUGCUGGAACAAGUGGACAACUGGUUUCUCUUUGGUCAGAGAAUGCCACAAACACUCUUUUAGUAGCAAAAGUACCAAAGGUAAUUAAUGGAAAACGCAGCUCCAUCAAUUCUGAGGCUACAGUGACCUAUGUAUUUAGUGACAAGGAAAUCAGUACUCUGGUCGAUAUCCGGCCGGUGGCUCAACAGGCCUUGAUAACAGACAUCCUGGAGCCCUAUACCACAAGGAUAUUGGAGUUGACUAGUGGUACAACACAAACUUCAAUGGAACUUUGUGAUCGGGGACUUUGCUGUUCAUUCAACAUAAGCAAGACAUUUAACGCUAAUAAAAUAAACCCAAGUGUCAGUUAUUACAGAUAUCGAAUAGCGGUGUUUAAUGGAGUCAGAACUUACAGCGGUAUAAGGAGUGGUGGAACACAGGUUUGCAGUAUAAUUGCUUGCACCGGUGACACCGUUGCUACCUGUGGUAGGAGGUUUGCUACAUCGACAACUGUUGUCAGGCCAACUACCUUCCACAGUAUUGUUAUCACAGGAAACUUUUCAACUGACUCCAGUAUGUUUCAGAUGCCAGACUCCUUAACCAUGAACAUUCUUCCUUUGAGUACCAAUGAGUUCACCUAUGCACAAGAUGACAUUCCCGAUACUUCCCAUACAACCAUCACUUAUACCUUAAACACUGAGAAAAAUGACCUGUUAACCUUCGCUAUUUAUGGUAGAAAUUUCUCUACCGAUGGACUACCACCCACCACAUCAAGCUCUCUAUUUUCUAUUUAUCGAUUGUCACUUAUUCCUUAUGUAAUCACUAUCUUUUUUGCAGGAAUGACAAUUUUAUUUUCAAUGCACAGAUCUUAGCCAGCAUGAUACUCGGCUGAAAAUUUAUUGUUGUCUUAUGAAUCACUUAAAUUUUGAUUGAUACUGUUAUUCUCAAAUUAACAUGAUAAUGUAAAGUAACUUCAAAUUACUAUAUUUGCCUCACCAAAUAUUAAUUAAAAAUAGUUGUAUUUGAAGAUGCGAUAUGGUUUUUCAAUAAAUAAUUCUGCCACAUGAAAAAUUAUUUCUCCAUUCUAAUAAUUUUAUGUUAUUAUUGAAUAAAUAAUUUCAGAAAUCUUUUGCAUAACUUGUCGUUUCACCUGGUUUCACAAUAG
Molecule: messenger RNA, 2145 nt
Organism: Athalia rosae (coleseed sawfly)
Lineage: Eukaryota; Metazoa; Arthropoda; Insecta; Hymenoptera; Athaliidae
Product: vanin-like protein 1
Exons: 5
Coding region: 152-1852 (566 amino acids)
Molecular function (GO): hydrolase activity, acting on carbon-nitrogen (but not peptide) bonds, in linear amides
Source: RefSeq, a predicted model, not a curated record